Messenger RNA from Ananas comosus (pineapple), 1698 nucleotides. Its product is annotated as probable beta-1,3-galactosyltransferase 13. The transcript is spliced from 7 exons. Gene Ontology annotation, cellular component: Golgi membrane. The record is from RefSeq and is a predicted model, not a curated record. Bases 171 to 1271 code for a protein of 366 amino acids. Gene Ontology annotation, molecular function: hexosyltransferase activity. Lineage: Eukaryota; Viridiplantae; Streptophyta; Magnoliopsida; Poales; Bromeliaceae.
CCGUGGCACUGCGAAAAGGCCACAAGCAGAAACAAAACAACCACCCCCACGUCCUCUUCUUCUUCCUCCUCCUCCAUCGUCGCCUCCGCCGAACCCCAUUUCCCCCCGAAACCCUAGCGAGUAGCGUGUCCUUCUAGGGUUUCCGCUCGCCGUAUAGCAGGGGGAGCGCCAUGCCCUCUUCUCCCAAGGUCUUCCACACCCGCACCACCCCCUUCCGCUGCUUCUUCUUCCACUCCUCCGCCCUCGCCCUCGCCUGCUUCCUCUUUGGCCUCGCCGGGUUCAUCUUCGGCUUCGUCGCCCUCUCGAGGCAAUCGCUAGCGUCUUCUUCUUCUUCUUCUUCUUCUUCUUCUUCCUACUCCCGACGAGGCCCCGAGUUCCAGCCCCUCUCCGUCUCCGUUGCGUGGGAUCGCGGCGGCGGCGGCGGAGGCGGGGAUAUCGCCGCGGCGGAGCACCCCGACUCGCUCGGCGGCGGUUCGAGGGGGCGGCACAAGGCGAUGGCGUUCGUCGGGAUCCAGACCGGGUUCGCAUCGGCGGGGCGGCGGAGGGCGCUUCGGAAGACGUGGUUUCCUUCCGAUCGACAAGGUCUUCUUCGAUUAGAAGAGGCGACAGGUUUGGCUUUUAGAUUUGUGAUUGGAAAGACCAAUGACAAAUCGAAGAUGGCAGCUCUUAGAAGAGAGGUUGAAGAAUACGACGAUUUCAUGCUUUUAGAUAUCGAAGAAGAGUACAGCAAACUGCCAUAUAAAACGUUAGCUUUCUUCAAAGCGGCAUAUGCAUUGUUCGAUUCUGAGUUCUAUGUAAAAGCUGACGAUGACAUUUAUUUGAGACCAGAUCGGCUUUCACUGCUUUUGGCUAAAGAGAGGUCACACACGCAAACUUAUAUAGGAUGCAUGAAGAAGGGCCCUGUUUUCACUGACCCAAAAUUGAAAUGGUAUGAGCCUUUAUCAUAUUUACUUGGGAAUGAGUAUUUCCUUCAUGCAUACGGCCCUAUAUAUGCAUUGUCAGCCGAUGUUGUUGCAAGCUUGGUUGCACUAAGAAACAACAGUUUCCGCAUGUUCAGCAACGAGGAUGUUACAAUAGGGGCUUGGAUGCUUGCGAUGAACGUCAAUCAUGAGAACCUUCAUGCCCUUUGCGAGCCUGACUGCACUCAAUCAUCAAUUGCUGUCUGGGAUAUUCCAAAAUGUUCAGGGCUGUGCCAUCCUGAGGUAAAGAUGUUACAGCUCCACCAAAGGGAAAUUUGCUCUGGCCGUUCAACUUCAGCGGCUGAUGGAUGAAAACCGCCGCUUAUAAAUUGACUCUCCUAUUGGAAAUCGUGGAUUGAUCUCAACUUUUUAUAAGCACUUCUUCAAAGCACUUUUGCGUGCGUAGAUCUCAUGAAGAAUGUUACUUUUAACCAGCUCUCCAGGACUGCUAAAGGUGGGUCACAUUUAUUAGUUCAGUAUAGCAUGUUUGCAGGGUAUUUAUUUACUGUUUUAUUUGUACGUGGUGAUCAUUCUUUGUAUAUUAUGGAACUACAUGAAUGAGAUUCAAUUUUUUUCUUUUUGCCCCCCUUAGGAAACUGAAAACAAAGAAAGAAUGUAAUUAGAUUAUUAAUUUUUUUCUCAGUUUGAAGUUCCUGCAACCAGAAACAUUGGUUUAGAAAAUUUGUGAGAAGCAGCUUAGAAUUUUGAAUAAGAGCUUUGGUUUUAUGAUGAAACUUUA